AUGGACACGGCUUCUGUCGAGACGGCGCUCAACAAGCUGCUGUCCAUGACUAUGGUCAUGCUGAACGGGCUCUGGCACACGGACCUGUUCAUCAUUGAGCAAGGCACGCAGCGAAACGUCAUGGAGGGGUACGGGUGCUCGUAUGAGGUUCCAAAGUAG
This is a messenger RNA of Anthostomella pinea, 159 nucleotides long. The record is from the annotation of a GenBank genome assembly. NCBI's taxonomy places the organism in Eukaryota, Fungi, Ascomycota, Sordariomycetes, Xylariales, Xylariaceae.